Molecule: messenger RNA, 1743 nt
Organism: Linnemannia hyalina
Lineage: Eukaryota; Fungi; Mortierellomycota; Mortierellomycetes; Mortierellales; Mortierellaceae
Source: the annotation of a GenBank genome assembly
AUGAAGAAGUUUGGAAAAGGCUCGGCAAGCAAGGACAAGAAGAAGGCCCCUAAGGAGGCUCCUGUCCCUCAGACUUGGGAGGAGUACAUGGAAGAGGGCGUUCUUCUGGAGGAGAAAGGUGAGCGUUAUGCCACUGGCGACAAGGCCCGGAGAUUCUACGAAAAAGCUGGAGACAUGUACAACAAGGCUUGUCAACUCAACCCCGAAGACUCUGAUUGCCUUUACAACUUCGGACGUGUUCUGUACAUCUUGGUCGACUUUUCUCACGACCCUUGCCAAAAGUUGGCCUUGCUCAACGCUUCGAUUGAGCGUUUCAGGAAUGCUUUGAUCUAUGAUUCCGAGAACCCUGACACUCUUUUCAACCUCGGCCAGGCUUUGCAGACACACGCCGACGUGAUUCAGGACCACGACGAGGACGACGAGGAUGAUGAGCACGACCACAGCCACGGAGACCAUGACCACGAUCACGGCAACCCCGAGGAGCGCGCAGCUGAGGAACUUCAGGAAGCCAUUUCCUUGUUCGAGACUUGCUACUCGAUCCAGCAGCACGAACUCUACACCGCCGUUCAGGAGUCUCGUGAGGCCAACGCAGAAGAGGAGAAGAAAUCCGGGGAGUUGGUUGAGCAGGAGUUGCAAGAGUUGUCGAGCUCGGCUGGCGUUUUGAUCGAUACCUUGAUUUCUGCUUCCCAGGCAUUGACCUCCUUAGCCUUCUUGGUCGACACCAGGGAGCUUUCGCAGGAGCACUACAAGGAUGCUGCUAAAAAGCUGGACAUUGCCCUUGGUAUUGCCAACGACAGGGCUCUUUGGCCCGCACCCGAGAAUGAAAGUGCCUCGAACGGCAAGGGCAAGGGACAACAGGAUGAUGAUGCCGAGCCCCUCGAAUCCGACGAGAUCUUGCCCGCAUCGAAGCCUGUUUCGACCUUCCGCGAGGCUGAAUCCCAGAGCGAUAUUGUGAGCCAGAAGGAAAAGAUUUGCGAGAUUCACCUCCAGUACUCGAACCUCUUGUCAUCCCAGACCGACCGCAACUUCCAGGACACCGGCAAGAUCUCGGAGGAACUCUACGAGCAGUCGCUGAAGCACUUGAACGUCGUCUUGCGCCACCACCCCCGCCAGGUCGAGGCCCUUUGCGACAAAGGUGAUCUUUUGGGUUCCUGGGCUCAGGGCUUGGCCACUUUUGAGCAGGGAUCGAUAUCGUUGGGUGGCAUCGAGCAUUGGGAUUCCAAGUCUGAGUUGAGCCUUGGAACGAGCGAUGUGGUCGCUGGAGCUGCUGAUGCCAACGACGGCAAGACCGAUCGUGCUUCAAGGAUCUGGCAGCUGUUUGCCUCGGCCACUCGCGCUUUCCUGACUGCUUUGGAAGUGGAGCCCCAGAACACAUCGAUUCUCGAGAAGUUGGGCGAUAUUCAUUGGUCUCGGUCGUUGUUGAGUUCCCCUGUGGCGCUGAAGAACCGGCCCAUGUUGUUGAACAAUGCCAGCGUGUACUAUCGUUUCGCCUGGGAGUCCUGCAAGGAUGGAGCAGCCGAGAACGUGGAUGAGGAGCAGCGGUUGGAGAUUCUGCUGAGCUGGGCUCAGGUUCUGCGGGCGAUUCCUGGCAAGGAGGAGGAGGUUCUUAGGGUGUUGAAGCAGUGGAAGCGUCUUGGAGGAUCGAAGGAGAUGCUUGCCGAGAUGCUUGAGGGCAAUUCGGGUGAUAUUCUCCAGGAGGACUUUGUCGAUUUUGCACUUAAGCAGUUCACCAAGGGACUCUAG